Messenger RNA from Budorcas taxicolor (takin), 1510 nucleotides. RefSeq names its product transmembrane protein with EGF like and two follistatin like domains 1 (gene TMEFF1). Lineage: Eukaryota; Metazoa; Chordata; Mammalia; Artiodactyla; Bovidae. The transcript has 11 exons. Gene Ontology annotation, molecular function: protein binding. The record is from RefSeq and is a predicted model, not a curated record. The coding region runs from base 146 to 1510 and encodes 454 amino acids.
GGAGCCCGCGGCCCUCCCGGCCGCCCAGCCUGCGAGAGGAGUCGAGGCCGCCCGCGCUCGCAUCUCGCCGGCCCCUCCCCCGAUCGCCGCGGCCGCUGCGCCGCCGCUGCAGGAUAGCUAACAGCCAGGAGAAACGCAGUGGAAAAUGCAAAACAACGAAAUCAUAAAACCUGCCAAAUACUUCUCAGAAUUGGAGAAGAGCAUCCUGCUGGCGUUAGUAGAAAAGUACAAGUAUGUGCUGGAAUGUAAGAAAAGCGAUGCGCGAACUAUUGCCCUCAAGCAGCGCACCUGGCAGGCGCUUGCCCACGAGUACAACUCCCAGCCCAGCGUGUCGCUGCGGGAUUUCAAACAGCUGAAGAAGUGCUGGGAGAACAUCAAGGCUCGGACCAAAAAGAUUAUGGCCCACGAGAGGAGAGAGAAAGUGAAGCGCAGCGUCAGCCCGCUUCUGAGCACCCACGUCCUGGGGAAGGAGAAGAUUGCCAGCAUGCUGCCGGAACAACUGUACUUCCUGCAGAGCCCUCCCGAGGAGGAGCCCGAGUACCACGCUGAGGCCGCUGCCCAAGAAUUAAAUGUGAGGGAAUCUGAUCUAAGAGUUUGUGAUGAAUCGUCAUGUAAAUAUGGAGGAGUCUGUAAAGAAGAUGGAGAUGGUUUGAAAUGUGCAUGUCAGUUUCAGUGCCAUACGAAUUACAUUCCUGUCUGUGGAUCAAAUGGGGACACGUACCAAAAUGAAUGCUUUCUCAGAAGGGCUGCUUGUAAGCACCAGAAAGAGAUAACAGUAGUAGCAAGAGGACCGUGCUACUCUGAUAAUGGCUCUGGAUCUGGAGAAGGAGAAGAGGAAGGGUCAGGGGCAGAAGUUCACAGAAAACACUCCAAGUGUGGACCCUGCAAAUAUAAAGCUGAGUGUGAUGAAGAUGCAGAAAAUGUUGGGUGUGUAUGUAAUAUAGACUGCAGUGGAUACAGCUUUAAUCCUGUGUGUGCUUCUGAUGGGAGUUCCUAUAACAAUCCCUGUUUUGUUCGAGAAGCAUCUUGUAUAAAACAAGAACAAAUUGAUAUAAGGCAUCUUGGUCAUUGCACAGACACAGAUGACACUAGUUUGUUGGGAAAGAAGGAUGAUGGACUACAGUAUCGACCAGAUGUGAAAGAUGCUAGUGAUCAAAGGGAAGAUGUUUAUAUUGGAAACCACAUGCCUUGCCCUGAAAACCUCAAUGGUUACUGCAUCCAUGGAAAAUGUGAAUUCAUUUAUUCUACUCAGAAGGCUUCUUGUAGAUGUGAAUCUGGUUACACUGGACAGCACUGUGAAAAGACAGACUUUAGUAUUCUCUAUGUAGUGCCAAGUAGGCAAAAGCUCACUCAUGUUCUUAUUGCAGCAAUUAUUGGAGCUGUACAGAUUGCCAUUAUAGUAGCAAUUGUCAUGUGCAUAACCAGAAAAUGCCCUAAAAAUAAUAGAGGACGACGACAGAAGCAAAACCUAGGUCAUUUUACUUCAGAUACGUCAUCCAGAAUGGUCUGA